GAUGACAUCCUUGGCGAGAGACAGCAUCUGUCCGAUCUCCAUCUUAUGCAAGACUCAGACCCCAUGGCUCAUCUGCACAUGCCAUACACCGAUUCACAACUCGGAACCCAGCAACACCCUCUGUUCAUUCCAAUCCCUAGCCCAAAAGAUUCCUCGCUGGCGGGACAGCACUUUGACCCGACCAGCACUGUCCCAGCAAGUACCCUACCAUCUAUAGAUAGCUCGACUCCCGGUCUCGAUCCAAAACCGCUUCCACCUCUAGACAGCAGCGUUCGCCAACAGCAUGACCCCUCCUCCGCACAUGUUCCAUGUCAACAGUUGUCUAGCGGACAGACACUGGUACCCUCUCGUAGCAGGAAUACUACCCCCGCAGGGCCCGCCACGAAGCGUCGCGAUAGAUCGGCGUCAACGGCCCGCAUCUUCCAGUGCAACUGGGCGGGUUGCGACACCCGCCCGACAUUCAAUCGACCCGCCGAUCUAUGGCGGCACAUCAAGCAUCUCCAUUUGUCGCCUGGCUCGCAUGUUUGCUUGAUAGAUGGGUGCGGUCGGUCCUUCAAUCGCAAUGAUAAUCUAACUGAGCACGCGCUGCGCGUGCACGGCUAUCAGAGCACUCGCUAGUGGCCCUUCCUCGAGUAUCGAAGGCAUGUCCCUCAGACUGUGAAACGGGCGCUCAGAGCCAGAUAGCGUAGCGCUCAAGCCUCUUGGUAUAGUUUGGUUGGUUUUUUGGGGGGGGGGGGG
Messenger RNA from Aspergillus japonicus CBS 114.51, 738 nucleotides. RefSeq lists its product as uncharacterized. Bases 64 to 618 code for a protein of 184 amino acids. NCBI's taxonomy places the organism in Eukaryota, Fungi, Ascomycota, Eurotiomycetes, Eurotiales, Aspergillaceae. The transcript has 2 exons. The record is from RefSeq and is a predicted model, not a curated record.